CGCACACCACGUGAUUUGAGACCAAUAGGUGGCGUGUAUGUCACGGCGCGACUCCUUGUAUGAGGAAGUGCUGAGAAUAAUGGCGUCGCAUCAUUCCGUUCUCUCUCUCUCUCUCUGUUUCUCUCUUUCUCUCACACACACACACACACACUUCACACGGGGAUGGGUGCACAAAAUAACAUAACUCCAGCGCCGUGAUGUCAUAUCCGGUUUUCUUCACACACUGUAGACGCUCACGCGCGCGCGGUGUAUUUUGAGUCACUCAGCAUUAAUAAUAAUGUUUUAGAAACUUAUUACAGAUGUUUAUUAUGUAACGUUUCCAUCCAGCUGUUGACCUCUGGCGCGCUUUCGUGACGUCAUAGCUGCAGUGAAAGAAGUUGUGCACCGGUCACACCGAUGCGUCGAUGGAGAGGUGUGGUUCUGCAGCGUCACGUGACCCGGGCGUUGGCGGUGUGUGUGCUGACGUUCGGUGUGGUCCUGCCCCUGUGCUGCCAUCGCUCUCUCUACUCCUACUACUUCCUGAAGUCCUGGUACCUGGAGGAGAGGAGCUCCGAGGCUCUGAGGCAGGGCUACAGGGAUGGUCAGGAGGCUCUCCAGCAUUGGCAGGACGUCGCAGUGGGUGGAGCCGUGCAUGGGGGCGAGCAUGAGGGGGCGGAGCUCCUGGUGACGGUGGUGACAGCACGCAGGACCGACGGGCUUCAGUAUCACUACCUGCUGCAGGUGAUGCGGCGCCUGGACGAGCUCCUGCGGGGUUGCGGUGACGUCCCAUGCGCGGCUGUGAUGGUGUGCGACGUUGAAGGUGGUCCCCAGGAGAACGAGGAUGCGGCCCUGGUGGAAAAGCGUUUCCGCGUGGUGAGGCGGGGGAAAGGCUUGGACCAGGACGUGAACGUUUUUGAGAAGGAGAAGAGAGAUUACGUGUUCUGUUUGCGUAGGAGCAUGGAGAUGCUGAAGCCGAGGAACGUGGUGGUGCUGGAGGACGACGCUCUACCCACCACCGACUUCUUCUCCAUCGUCCGUGACUUACUCGGCCGUAAGUUCAUCUCGCGCUCGCUGUACGUUAAGUUGUAUCAUCCUGAGCGUCUGCAGCGCUACUGGAACCCAGAGCCGUACCGAAUCUUGGAGUGGGUGGGGCUUGGUGCGUUUGGGGCGUCGCUGAUUCUUUACCUCCUGGCCUUUUUCCCUCGCUUUUUUCCGCCCUUCUCUGUGCCUCUCUUCCUUUUUUUGGUGGUCUACAUCAUGGUGGGGGCGGAGCUUAUAGGACGACACUAUCUGCUGGAGUUGAGGCGUGUCUCUCCGCAGCUGUACGCCGUGUCUCCGGCCACCGAGUGCUGCACACCUGCCAUGCUGUUCCCGGGGAACACGUCGUCCCGCGUCGCCCAGCUGCUCGACGUCGCCUGGUGCAUGAAGGGAAACGCUAAGGACAUGGUUCUGUACCGCCAUGCUGACUCCGCCCACAGCCUUGAACCCAACGCCAUCCAGCACAUCGGGGCUUUUUCCUCUGUCAGAGUGAAUCCACUGCACCCACAACUCCUCUAAAAAUCACUCAGGAACCAAACAUGAAGGAUUCAUCUGAACCGAAAACUAUCUCAAUCUGAGUGUCUCAAUUAAUCAGACUCUCAAUCAGACUCUCAAUCAGACUCUCAAUCAGACUCUGAAACUGAUUUACAAUCAUAACUAGAAACAGAAUAAUCCGUCUCUUUCUCCGUCUGUCUCACUCUUUCCGUCUGUCUGUCUCUCUCUCUCUCUCUCUUUUCUGUACUGUAGUUGGAAGUGCCUUGAUUCCUCCAUCAGGAAUAAAACACAUGACCUUUUGACCUUGGUGAUGAUCAUGGUGCAUGUCAGACACCUGCCUGUAAUAUGUAAAUGAGUGUGUAUGAUGAUGUCAUAAUCAGCCUUAGGCACUAACGAGUCUUAGCACUCUGCUUUUGUACACUACCUGGUGCACUUAGUAGUGUUUUUACUACAGACCCCGCCCCCUUUUUACACUUUCACCUGUAAACACCAAACCAAAACACAGCCAGUGAUCUAAGAGCCUGGAGAACCCUGCUGCAGUGUGUGUGUGUGUGUGUGUGUGUGUGUGUGUGUGUGUGUGUGUGUGUGUGUGUGUGUGUGUUUUAUAAAACAUACUUUAUUUUAUGCACCAGUCUGCUGUGUAACGUGGUGUGUGUUGCUGUGUGAAACAUGACGUUGUACACCUGAACACGUCUGGCUCCAGAGAGGUGUCAUGGUUCUGAAUCACAUGACACGUGCGUAAACACACUAAUAAAAGAGUUUCAGCUCUCA
Messenger RNA from Silurus meridionalis, 2283 nucleotides. It is a transcript of the gene pgap4, whose product is annotated as post-GPI attachment to proteins GalNAc transferase 4. The record is from RefSeq and is a predicted model, not a curated record. Gene Ontology annotation, biological process: GPI anchor biosynthetic process. NCBI's taxonomy places the organism in Eukaryota, Metazoa, Chordata, Actinopteri, Siluriformes, Siluridae. The transcript is spliced from 2 exons. Gene Ontology annotation, cellular component: Golgi membrane. Bases 397 to 1536 code for a protein of 379 amino acids. Gene Ontology annotation, molecular function: glycosyltransferase activity.